AUGACGAAAUCCAAGAAAUUUUACGUCUUCAUCAUGCUUACCCUGCAGCUGCUCUGCUUGGGCUUUCUUGUUCAGGCCUCUCCCUCAACAGUGAUUCCACACGAGUUUGGUGUCUGCCUGAACGAGAACCACACUCUCGAGGCUCAUUUCAAGUACAUUGGCAAAGAGCUCAACAUCACCCAGUAUCUCGACCUUAUCGACUGCUACUACAUCGAUUUCUACAACACAACCAGCACUCAUGAUCUCGACGAGCAAUCAAUCCUUGAAUUGAUCCGCAGUGAUCCUCAAGUUCUGGGUGUUUUCCCUAACGUGGCCUUCAGUUUGGAUGAACCUGUCAAAGGCGAGCCUCGCUCGCCUCCCAAGUUCCAGAAUCAAUCCUACCUUGCUCCAUCUAGAGCUGAUUACGAGGUUUGGACACAGUACGACGCUAGCUGGUCUCUCUCGUACAUAUCGAGUGACCAGCCUGCUCCAUUCGAAUCAGAUUACUACUACAUGGCCAGAGGUGGGCAGAGUGUUGACGUGUACGUCAUGGAUACUGGUUUGGAUCCGCACGUCGCCGAUCUGCAUCCGCAUAGAUUCUUCACCACCGACAGCUUUGUGCCAGAGGAGCCGUACACUGCGAAUGAGCAUGGCCAUGGCACUCACGUUGCCGGCAUAGUUGGCAACGACCUCUUUGGCGUCUGCAAACUGUGCAGUGUCAUCUCUGUCAAGACCGCCAAUUCCACAGGAAAAUUCAACCAGACCUCACUCGUCAAUGCCAUCAACUAUGUGAUCUGGAGACACAAUGGUAAGAUGUUCAACGAGCCCGGCUUCAAGGGUUCCGUGAUCAACAUGUCCCUUGGAGGCAACGCCGCCGGCGCAGAUUACUAUCUUCUGAGAGUUAUGAUCAGAAAAGCAUACCAAGCAGGAAUCCUCAUGGUAGCCGCCGCUGGAAACAAUGGUCUGCCUCUAGGGUUCAACCCCGGCGAAAUUGAGAUCUAUCCUGGCGCAUCUAACAAGGUCAUCACGGUUGGAGGAUCGCUGGUCAACAACAACUGGUAUCAAGGGUCAAAAUAUGGCCGCAUGGUCACUAUCAUUGCACCCGCAAGCUGCGAGUCGUACAUCUUGGAAGGUCAAACCGCAAUCUGGACUGGAACCUCGAUGGCCGCACCCCAUGUAGCUGGUACCCUUGCUCUCUGGUUGAGUUACGAAGGCAUGAUCAGUCUAGAGGAUGCAAUCGAACGUUUGAUGGAAAAUGCCGACAUCGAUUACAUCCAGAACCUUCCGCCCGACACCCGCAACGCAUUCCUCAACACCGGUAUUCACAAGGGUGUUCCAUACGUCGGCGCUCCUAUCAGAUAA
Molecule: messenger RNA, 1341 nt
Organism: Aureobasidium uvarum
Lineage: Eukaryota; Fungi; Ascomycota; Dothideomycetes; Dothideales; Saccotheciaceae
Source: the annotation of a GenBank genome assembly